Molecule: messenger RNA, 602 nt
Organism: Vitis riparia (riverbank grape)
Lineage: Eukaryota; Viridiplantae; Streptophyta; Magnoliopsida; Vitales; Vitaceae
Exons: 2
Coding region: 71-301 (76 amino acids)
Source: RefSeq, a predicted model, not a curated record
CUUUUGUAAAACCCUAAAAAAACAACCAUUUCUUCUCCAUCACUCCAAUCCACUUGCUUCCGCAACGAAAAUGGCCUUGACCAACUUCAUCAUCACGGUGGCCGGCGUCAGCGCCGUCAUUCUUCUACUGAGGAGCGAUGUUAAACAAUCGGCUUCCAUUUUCAGGCGCAACGUUCGCCAUAUUCGUAAUUGGCUCGAAGAAGAAUCCGCCUCUGCUUCCAAGGCAGCAGAGAAGGCAAAGCCCAAAGAACUGGAAUCACAGGUUCCUCAGAAAGAGAUUCCCAAGGAGGACAAGCAGUAGUAGUUAAUAAAUGGGCAUUGGGCUUGUGUAGAAGAACUGCCUAAAAUUUUAUUUUCAUCUGGUAUAAAGCUUAGUGAAUAUCAGCAUCAAUGAUUGAUGCUCAAUCUUUUGCUUAGCAUUUUACUUUUUUACAAUAUUUCUUGUAUGCAAACCAACCUGGAAUCCUUUUCUGAUGAAUGAGCCUUUCUUUUUGGACAUUUCCAUGUCACUGUAACUAGACUAGCAUACUCUUCUGUGGCUGAUUUUCUGAAUUCGGAUUCUACCACAUAUUUGAGUAAUACACAAUUUUUUAUUUUUUUUA